AAUAGCCUAGCUUGUUGGCAUUUCAUCGACCCUUAUAAUUAAGAGGGUUAUGAGCGAUAGCCAUAUUAUAUAGUUAAUUUUGUGAUGGCUUUGGUUUGUUGGAGUGCCUUCUUCUUUUUGGUGUUGUUAAAUCCCAUUGAGGGACGAAUAGGAUGCUUCAACUCCAUUAUUAGUUUCGGUGAUUCUCUUACUGACACUGGAAAUGAACUUCACCUCACUCGAAACAGAAAUCCUCCUCCCUAUUUCGCUACCCCACCUUAUGGUGAAACCUUCUUUCAUCGUCCCACCGGUCGCUUUUCCGAUGGCCGUCUUAUUAUCGAUUUCAUUGCUGAGAGUUUGGCGUUGCCAUUAGUUCCACCAUAUCUGGGAGGAAAAGGUAAAAAUUUCAGGCAAGGUGUGAACUUUGCAGUAGGAGGAGCAACGGCACUUGAUUCUGCCUGCUUAACGAACAAGGGAGUAAGAACAACGACCAAUGCGUCUUUGGUGAUUCAAUUGGGUUGGUUCAAAGAAAUGCUCUCUUCCCAUUGCAAAUUUCCCUCAGAAUGCAAGGAAUUUCUACGAAAGUCAUUGAUACUGGUGGGAGAAAUCGGAGGCAAUGAUUUCAUCUAUGGUUUCUUUGGAAAUAACACUAAGGAAGAGGUUGAAUCAUAUGUUCCAGCAGUCAUCAACACUAUCAGCUCAGCUAUACAGGUAGCAAUAAUAUAUAAAAAAAAAAAAACUUUAUGGCAUGGUAUAGAAUAUACUACUUGCAUUAAUUUUUAUCCAAUACAUUUUGCCAAAUUGAAUUUUAUUUUGAGAGCCUUCAUAUUUCAUAGCAUGUGAUUUGCCUCUACCUAAUUACGAUCGGAUUACAUUGGAGUAAAAUGGUUCUAGCGAGCUUAAUCUUAUUGUUGCAGUUGUUGGGUUUAAUUGAUAGGUUGAAUGGGAAAUGAAGGGAAAAGAAGUGGAGGGAAAAUGAGUUGUUCCUUCUUGCUUUAUGAAAUAAGCAUUUGUCCCUCAUAAGUGGUGGAAAGAAAAGUUCUCCUACUUAAAAAUAGAAGCACUCCUUCUUGUUGCUAAAGGGUCAAGAAGAGGGUCUCCCCUAGCGUUGUUGUCGUCGCUCGGCUCGGCUUCGGCUUCGGCUUCUGAUUUGGUCAAAUGAUUUGAUUACCCGACCCGUUUCUUUCUUUCCCGGAUUAAUUUAAAACAAUUUCCCUCCGUUUUUCAAUGGAAUUUUUCUGAAAGGUUGCACACCUUUUCCGAAAAGUUGCAA
This is a messenger RNA of Lycium ferocissimum, 1252 nucleotides long. RefSeq names its product GDSL esterase/lipase At1g28570-like. NCBI's taxonomy places the organism in Eukaryota, Viridiplantae, Streptophyta, Magnoliopsida, Solanales, Solanaceae. Bases 85 to 822 code for a protein of 245 amino acids. The record is from RefSeq and is a predicted model, not a curated record. Gene Ontology annotation, molecular function: hydrolase activity, acting on ester bonds. The transcript is spliced from 3 exons.